AUGCCGCUGAAGCCGUCGAAGGUGAUGCCGUCCUUUGACGAGCUCCUGGUGCAGAGGCAGCGUGAGGUGAUCUCUGAUGGAGUGGACCCACGCUUUCGGGUCAAGGGUGCCACACUGCGAGCGUGCAGGCGUUCGGAGCUGCUUUGCUCCGAACUCACGGCGAGUUCACUGGAGGUGGAGGAUGAUGACGACUCGAAGCCAGUGUGGUCCUCUAUGGACUCCUCCACAUGGGUGACACAGUUCGCAGAGGGCGUGCCCUUGCCGCCGAAUCGCCGGACGCUUGAACGCCAUCUCACUGUGCUGGAUCAGUUCCGGCAGGAAGUGGAAGGUGCAUCUGUUGAGUUCGCCGAGAUUGUGGAGUCACGCCAGAAAAGCAUUCUGGUGGUAGCACACCGGGACUCCCUUCGAGUGCUCUUCGGAUACCUCGAGGAAGAGGAAGCGAGUUCAGUGUUCGAUGGCACCUCUCAGACGGCCCCCCUGUGCUUUGAGUUCAGCGAAGACGGCACCUUUGUGAAGCAGUACAGCCUGAGCACUCUCAGCCCCGAGUUGGGCUUGAGCCCCUCGCGCCUGGGCCUGACGCGCUUCCACAACCAGCCCGGGCUUCGGUACGCCAAGAUUGGGGAGGUUGUCUUCCUGAGACACGGUGAGAGUGAGUGCAACCUGAAGGAGCAGUUCACUGGCUGGGAAGACUCGGGCAUGACGCCGAAAGGCGUGGAGCAGGCGAAGAAGGCUGGCCGGUACCUGAAGGAGCACGGCUUCAAGUUCGACGUCGUCUUCACUUCCGUUCUGAGCAGGGCCAUUGAGUCCGCCAACUACAUCGGCGAGGAAUCUGGCAACUCCGAUGCUCCCGUCGUGAAGAGCUGGUGCCUCAACGCCCGCCACCCGGGUGUUCUGCAGGGCAUGACGAAGCAAGAGGCCAUCGGUCUGUAUGGCAAGGAGAAGGUCAACAUCUGGCGUGGCAGCUACGACGUGAUGCCUGAGUGCGUGGGGCUGGACGACUCGCGCCAUCCGGUGAACAACCCGCUCUACGCUGGCAUCCCCCAGUCGGAGCUGCCCCCAGGUGGUGAAUCGCUUGCGCGAACGGUGGACCGCAUCGUGCCCUACUGGCGGAAGUGCAUCGCCCCGCGGAUCAUGUCUGGGGAGUCCGUGCUGGUGGUGGGCCACAAGAACUCCCUCAAGGCGCUGUUCAUGUACUUGGAGGACACUUCCGAGCAUGACAUGUUCGACGUGAAGCCUGUCUCCACCACAGCGCCCCUGGUGAUGGAGUUCGGCAAGUGCGAGUUCAGCGGCCGGUUGAUGAUCCUCAAGAAGUACUUUGUCAAGCACACGACGGAAGAGGGGCUGGCACAGAGCCGGUGCAAAGACGGCUCCUUCCACAAGUGA
Symbiodinium natans is the source of this 1383-nucleotide messenger RNA. NCBI's taxonomy places the organism in Eukaryota, Dinophyceae, Suessiales, Symbiodiniaceae. The record is from the annotation of a GenBank genome assembly.